Xenia sp. Carnegie-2017 is the source of this 3725-nucleotide messenger RNA. Its product is annotated as VWFA and cache domain-containing protein 1-like. Gene Ontology annotation, molecular function: voltage-gated calcium channel activity. Gene Ontology annotation, cellular component: voltage-gated calcium channel complex. NCBI's taxonomy places the organism in Eukaryota, Metazoa, Cnidaria, Anthozoa, Malacalcyonacea, Xeniidae. The record is from RefSeq and is a predicted model, not a curated record.
AAGUAAAAAUGACGUAUUGGGAAAUGCAGAGUUUCUUUGAUAAAUCAACUUUUGUUCGUGUUGACGAGCCUAAUGUGAAUGGGAAAUACUACGCGAAUAGACUGGCAAACAUUUUGAGGCAAAGAUUUCAGGGAAACAUUCAAGCCGUUCAAAAGAUUAAAGAAACUGUUGAAAAAUCCUACGAAUACAACAAUGUCACAUCAUCACCCACAGUGUUGUACAGUUGAGGGAACUACAACUGACCACAGGUUCAAGACAAAGAUAAUUAAUGGUCAGUUUGCGAAAUCCGUGCAAAAUAUACUUAUAAAGGUGCAAAACAUUUUUCAAAAAGCUUGGAAAGAACCAUGAAAAAUAAUUUGGAAAAUAAUCCUGACUUACGAUGGCAAUAUUUUGGAUCACAAGAAGGAAUUUUAUCGAUUUAUCCUUCAAGUAACUUUUCAUCUUGUGAUAGCUACGACAACCGUCUUCGUCCUUGGUACAUUAAAGGUAUUGCUCCCAAAGCAAAAGAUAUCGUUAUUGUUGUGGAUAAAAGUGAAUCCAUGGCAAUGGUCAGCGGAGGAAAAACAUUGAUAAGUAUUGCUCAGUCUGCUGUGGAUACUGUACUAGAUGCAUUAAAUCCUCAAGAUCGAGUUGGUUUAGUAACAUUCAAUAGUAAAGUAGAAACUCCACCGGGCGAAAAAAGCUCUAGUACAUGUUAUAAAAACGAGCUUGCAACUGCUGUUGGAGUUAAUUUGAAAUACCUGAAAAAGUAUAUGAGAAAUAUAAAAACAGAAGGUCCCAGCGUUUAUGGAAAUGCUAUUCGUAAAGCGUUUUCUUUAUUGAAAACAAAUUCCACUGGAAGUGGAAACGAGAACGCAAGAAAGAAAGUGAUUUUAUUUUCACCGACGGACAACCAACGGAUAUUAAUGAAAAUUUACGGCCUUACUCACGGAAGAGAAAAAUAUCUUAAGAAUGUAACCUCAAAGGAUGUUGUCAUCUUUGCUUAUGGAAUAGGAUCAGGAAAUUUUAGUCUUUUGAAGAAAAUUGCCGAAGGCACAGAAGCUGAAGGAACAAAGGGAAGAUUUACAGAAAUAACUCAAGAAAAUUUAGAUGAGUUACGAUUGGUCUUUGCAUCUUUUUACAAUUUCUUUGCAAGAACGACAAAAUACGCUUCUUAUUACAUAACAAGCCCUCACUUUGAUGCUUCAGGUUUAGGUGAGAUGGUGACCAUACUCGCCCCAUGUUUUACAAAGAAAGUAAUUGGAGUUGUGGGCACAGAUGUCGUGUUUGAAGAUUUAAUUUCUGACGUACAGUUAUUUUAUAUCGGACAGUAUUCUUAUGCCAAUAAAAUAAAUAUAUCACAUGCAGUUCUCGCAAGCAUAAACUACAAAUGCAUGCGAGACAGAGUUGAGAAAGAAGGAAGUAGAAACUUUAUCAGUAGAAGAUAUUCAAAGAUUGGUAGUGGAGGUGUAAAGCUUUUGAUAAAUUCAACAUAUCAUUGGCAGGCAAUUCAAGGAACGUCUUUGAGCUUCUGUGUAGUUCUUGCCAACAAUGAAAUACAGAGUAGGCUAGACGCUCUUUCAACUGUUUCCAAAAAAAAUUCGUUUGUCUAUCAUCUUGAAGUCAACUCACCCAAAGGAAACAAUGACUUUAAAAUAUGUUCUCUAUAUGGUAUUAAAGGCACAACAGAAAGAGGAACUAUGAAGUUUUCUCCAAAAUGCUUUGCUAGGCCCCAUGAUUAUAUAUCUCUUAAAGAAACAGAUAAAACAAUUAAAGGAUUUAAGAAUUACAUUAUAAAUGGUCGACCUAAUAUUGAACCAAAAUUUGUGAAUGGAGUUCGAAGAAUGGCUCUUGCUGCAUUAGAAACUGAGAGCAUUUGGGACAGGAAUAAAUCAAGAUUCAAACGUUACACAUCGUUUCUAACGUUUGCUUCAACCAAUGGGGUGAUAUAUACUAAACCAGGUGUUGCUAUUAAUAAGCGCUAUAAUCCUACAACACUUUCGUGGUUUCAAAAUGCUCUAAAUAGCAAAGGAAAGCUGACAAUAACCACUCCGUAUCUUGACUCUUUCGGUGCUGGUCUUAUUGUGGGUGUUUCUCAUACUCUUUAUGAAGGGAAGUCUAACCAACAACAUGACGUCAGUGAUAACGUAAUCGCUGUGUUAGACGCCAGUUUUGAUAUGUUUAAAUUUUACAGACUUCUUGUAGAAACAUAUCCUGAAUGCGAGAAAAGAUACAGAUGCUUCCUGAUGGAUGAAAGCGGGUUUUUAUUAAUCCACAAUGACUUUAUCAAAUUGGAGUCAGUGUUGGAUUUGAAAAAAUUGGCGCAAAACGUUGGCAGUACUCAUAUCACACAGGCAGAGCAAUCAGUUGCUGCAGAUAUGAUUAAGAGAAAACUUAUGUAUCGAAAGAAAUGUAAAAACUUCAAAGACAUAACCAAUAAAAAUUUCUAUGUAGUAAACAUAACCACUGAUGCUUAUGUUGAUACAGAACAAUGUCCAAAAUAUCAAAUUGGUCGGGUGAAUGGUACAGCAGUUUAUCUCGGCAUCAUCUAUACUUGUCGUCAAACCAGUGGUGCGUGUUAUUGUCCAGAUGGUAUCUACAACAGAAAAGUGAAUGAAAAAUGUUUAUGUCCAUUCAAAUCAUCCCUACGUUACAAUUAUUGCGAAAACUAUUUUCCAAAAAGCAGAGAUCCUUUGUGUCCGGUUUCUCCUCCCUUACUUUCCAAUCUUGGGAAUUCUCUCGAUCCUCCUAAAGAUUUGCAUAACUGUUAUAAUGAAAGUUGUGUGCGAAGGACUGCUGAGGAAUCCUGUUAUGGCUUAAGAUCAUGUACUUGGUGUGUUUAUAACAACGAAACGUCGACAUCUUUGAAAACUCCAUAUUGCACAAAUUCUGAGAAAUGUUAUGGUGGCGUCCAAGGAAACAAAAGAUCUAUUCUCUACUCAAGAAAUGAAGCAUUUACUUCACCAAUGUCAACCAAAAGCACAAGAACAACAAGAACUAUUCAGACCACACAAUAUAGACAUAAUUCAACAGAAAUCAACACAACUAAAACAACAACUACACAAACCAUGCCUUAUGAAUACAAUUCAACAGUUACCUCAGGUUCCUGUUUGAACGAGACUAUCGGUACAGAGGAAGCAUACGGAAUAUUUAGAUGGCCAAACGGUCUUGUUAGAAACACGAGUUAUAAGAUUUCUUGUCCUUAUAAUUCCAAAUCAUACGCAACCCGUAAAUGUCGGCAGACUAAUGAAACCAGAACAGGAGGUGCUUGGGGUCCUAUUGACGUUGGAAGAUGUGAAUUCAAGAGUCGCAGAAGUAAAAAUUUAUUUAUUUUAACACAGACUGAUGUGAAUUCAAGUAAUAUUGUGGAGGUAAGUCGAAAAUUAUCAAAACUGGUGAAACAAGGACGAACAUUGACAGCAGGUGACAUUGGUUUGAUAGCAACUGUUUUGGAAAAAAUUGUUGUGGUCAGGAAGAAAUUUAAUGAGAUUUUCGAAGAUAUUUUUACGACAAUUGAUAACAUCCUUGAUGCAAGCUCAGAAAACAUUUUUGAAAGUCAACAAAAAACCAACUCGUCGUCAAGGUACUUGUUUUAUAACAUUACAGCUAAGCUAUAUUACUUUUUUUGGUUUCAGCCAUUUAACAAAUUUUAUUCAGUGAAAAACUUUAUACUUUAUGAUUUUUGCAGAAUACUUGAUGUUUUGAACAAUUUAGCUGAAAGCAUACAAUUCGAAGAAACAAUUUAA